This is a messenger RNA of Marchantia polymorpha subsp. ruderalis, 1672 nucleotides long. NCBI's taxonomy places the organism in Eukaryota, Viridiplantae, Streptophyta, Marchantiopsida, Marchantiales, Marchantiaceae. The record is from the annotation of a GenBank genome assembly.
CAUAGAUCGUGGCUAGAUGUAUAAUUUCAAUGAUCGCGGUGUCUGAAUCGACCUGCAUUGCAGCCACCGGCUCAUUAUGUAGCCUGAUCAAAUCAACGCAAAUGUCGCUAAUGUCACUUGGCUCGAUCCCGAGGAGUUGUCAGUUGCAAGCGCACCUUGAUGAUCUUGUCUUAUCAGUCUCCGAAAGUGCUGAGAGUGAAUUGGCACCAUUAUGGUGAAACCCUUGGGCAUUAGAUUCUCCAGAACAGGUAGAAAUGGAACCAUUUACGGAUCGAUGCAUGCAUGCUGUUCACUUUUCAAGUUUGCUUUUUUCAGCUACACCUUUGAAAGAGUUGGACCUGCAGAGCAAAGAUUUAUGAAGCAUUCUCAGACGCAUCGUUUUCAUCGAUCAAAGCACGUGAUGAAUCUCUUCUUGAUGGAAGUAGACGUGUGCAGAUGUGCGUGCACUCCUGAUUUUAGCACGAACGAUUCCUGCACUUCAAGCGAGGGCAUGUUUGGUGUUUCAGACAGUUCCAGAAGCCACCGUUUUAAUGGUGCUCCAUGCCGAAUGAUAAACGAAUGAUGUACAGUAUGUGGCUGCCGACUACAUAUUCGAGCAGAACUCAGAUGCAGGACGAUAAUUUCGAGAUUUGGGUAUCUCCCAGCUCUAAACGGUGUUUCGAUUUUAUCGACCCUUUAAGCUCAUCAUCUCAUCCACCAGAGUUGACAUUUGCAAAUGUGAAGUUGCCUGAGUGGGUCUUCUCCUUCCAUCUAGCAACUGAUACUAAUUGUGCAGCAGCAUACGUUCUUACUGCUCUCGUGAUUUCUCUGCUCAAUGAUUGUAGUCGAGUCUUCCAAGGUCUACGAUCUUUCACCAAAAAUCGGUCAAACGAGAAAUGCUGAGUACCGAAUCUCGAUAUACGAUCUUCGGACAAAAGAUUCAAAGGAAGACAUUUUCAGAUUUGAUUUACUUCAAGACGGAUGCAUGUGAAAUGUUCUUCACACCAUGUUCUAUUGACAAGUUUGUUGACCUUCAGCAGUCUCCCAUUUCCUCACUUCUUUCAUGGAAUGAGUUCCUCCAGGUCCCAAUGCUUAAUGUAGAUCGGCACAAAGCUCGCCUUUACAUUUCAUCGCAGCAGUGCAGAAGUGAAGUCGUCACAGACGAAGGUGGCUGAACGAUGGUUUGGUAAGACUCCAACGAGGAGGAAGCAUAAUUCUCAGAAGCCAUCAGUCAUGGCCAAAUGGAAGUCAACGGCAGGAAGUGACGCCCUUUCUUAGACUACAACAUCUUCUAGUUCAUUCUUCUUCACCUGAUGACAAUCAGGAAAUAGAGCCUUCAACUGAUUGAUGCUCGGGGACGCACUCUCUGCACUCGCUUGAAGGUGAUGAUAACUCAGUUCUCUUCAAAAUCAGUGCUUAAGAAUCUCGUUGAUAGAACACGGUCAACCAGCGGUUGUAUGGACAACUUCUACCAGUUUUAUUUCACGCAGCUUGUGAUUUUCCUGUACCGUCAAGUCCCUGAGGUUGGAUAUCCGUAUGCACGGGUCACGUGGUCGAGGAGUAAAUAGAGUUUUUGGUUCUCUUUAUUUCACGAUUGUCUCUACGUUGUAUUGAUAUGACUCUCUUUGCCAUCCACCACAUGAUACUUUUAAAUUAGAAUUCCAUUUAUUUCAAAGUUUGAUCUCACUUUAAC